This is a messenger RNA of Oxyura jamaicensis (ruddy duck), 5980 nucleotides long. It is a transcript of the gene MYOM1, whose product is annotated as myomesin 1. Gene Ontology annotation, molecular function: protein binding. The coding region runs from base 242 to 5272 and encodes 1676 amino acids. Lineage: Eukaryota; Metazoa; Chordata; Aves; Anseriformes; Anatidae. The transcript is spliced from 38 exons. The record is from RefSeq and is a predicted model, not a curated record.
CCACUGACUGCAGGCAUUAUUUUUGUUCUGGACCUUCAAGUCCAGUCCCUACCCCUGGUCCUGACUACCUCUCCCUUUGCUGCAUUCAUAGCUGCUGUGUUUUUCUGUUGCUCAUCCAUUUCAGAGCUAUUCCAAUUGCCGUUGUUCUUCUGGGCCCCGACAGUCCUGUUAUAUCUACAUUCAGAAGAGUGCGGCAAAAAAAAAAAUAAAUAAAUAAAAAAUAAAAAAUUAAAAGGCACUCAUGAUGUCUUUACCAUUCUAUCAAAGACACCACGACCAUUAUGACCGUGCAUAUCGCCAUAAAGCACUGCAGUCAGCUGUAAGCCAGUACCAAAAGGAAACAAAAAGCAAAUCUGCUGUCUAUGCUCAAGGAUCUACAGCUUAUGCUAGGGGCUCUGCAGCCUAUCGCCAUGCCUCUGCAGCAGACUUCAGCCUUGAGUCUUCAGCAGCAUACAGCCGUGGCUCUUCAGCCUAUGACCUUGAGUCAGCAGCCUACAGCUAUGGAUCUACAGCCUAUGAUCACUCUGCUGCACAAAGUAAAAGAUCUGCUGCCUAUAGUCUUGACUCUGAAGCUCUCAGCAAGAGCUCAGCUGCCUAUACUCAUGGAUCUGAAUCAAUCAACAAGCUGGCUGCAGCUUACCGGCUGGGAUCUGAAGCCUACAGUCUUGGACUGAAAGAUUACAAUUUAAUGAUUGAAGAUCAAUCCUAUAAGAUGAGUCCCAAAGCAAAGAGAGCAAAACAGCAUUUGAUAUCUGAGGACAAAGAAAAUGAAGCCAUAGACUACUCAGUGCCUAUAUUCACAGGACGUGAAGUGAGCGUCAGUGGGAUCACAGACACAGAAGAAGAAAGAAUUAAAGAGAGUGCUGCAUAUGUUGCCAGGAGGAACCUUUUUGCAACCGGUGAAGGAGUUAGUGUCAGCAAAGUGGCCAAGUCAACUUCUGAAGAGGAACGUCAUGAGAAAAAAUCAAGGAAAGUAGCAAUCCGGGAGUCUGCUGAACGUGUGGCCCUGAAGAAAACGCUAGAAGAUACUCAGGCAUUCCACAAAAAGCUGAAUCAAGACAAACUUUUACAUCCUCCUGAGUUUAUUAUUAAGCCUCGUUCUCACACUGUCUGGGAAAAGCAAAAUGUCAAAUUUCACUGUACGGUGGCUGGCUGGCCAGAACCCCGUGUUACAUGGUACAAAAACAACGUUCCCAUCAAUGUACAAACUCACCCUGGCAAGUAUACCAUCGAAAACCGAUAUGGGCUGCAUUCACUGGAGAUUAGCACGUGUGAUUUUGAUGACACUGCUCAGUACCGGGCAUCUGCUAUGAAUGUUAAAGGAGAAAUUUCAGCUUAUGCUUCCCUUGUGGUAAAGAGGUACAAAGGAGAACUUGAUGCAAGUCUUUUGCAUGCAGGGACUGUUUCCAUGCCCCUGAGCCUUGGUGUUACCCCGCAUGGAUAUGCUUCCAGGUUUGAAAUCAGCUUCGUUGACAAGUUUGAUGUAGCCUUUGGGAGGGAAGGAGAGACGAUGAGUCUGGGCUGCACAGUUGUCAUCAGUCCUGAUAUCAAGCGCUUCAAACCAGACAUCGAAUGGUACAGAAAUGGUGUUCUUAUUACACCAUCUAAAUGGGUCCAGAUGCACUGGACUGGGGAGCGAGCUUCAUUAACGCUGACUCAUGCAAACAAGGAAGACGAAGGUCUUUACACUCUACGUGUGGUGAUGGGAGAAUACUAUGAAGAGUACAGUGGUUAUGUCUUCGUUCGAGAUGCUGAUGCUGAAAUCCCAGGAGCCCCUGGCGCACCACUGGAUGUGCAGUGCUUAGAUGCCAACAAAGAUUAUGUCAUUGUUUCCUGGAAGCAGCCGGCUGUUGAUAGAGGAAACCCCAUCCUUGGAUACUUCAUUGACAGGUGUGAGGUUGGCACAACCCACUGGACCCAGUGCAAUGAGACUCCCGUGAAGUUCGCCCGUUUUCCUGUUACUGGUCUGAUUGAGGGCCGCUCCUACAUCUUCCGAGUCCGAGCGGUAAACAAAGCCGGCAUUAGCCUACCGUCCCGGGUGUCCGAGCCCGUGGCUGCCCUGGAUCCUGCUGACAGAGCCAGGCUUAGAAGUCACCCUUCCGCUCCCUGGACAGGACAGAUUAUUGUCACUGAGGAAGAACCUGCAGAGGGUGUUGUUCCUGGUCCACCUACAGACCUCCAGGUUAUUGAAGCCACAAAGAACUAUGUUGUGCUUAGCUGGAAACCUCCUGGACAGCGGGGCCAUGAGGGUAUCAUGUACUUUGUGGAAAAGUGCGUUGCUGGCACUGAGGAGUGGCAAAGGGUGAACACUGAGAUCCCUGUGAAGUCUCCUCGCUUUGCAGUUUUUGAUUUGGCUGAAGGCAAAUCCUACUGCUUCUGGGUUCGCUGUUGCAAUUCAGCUGGGAUUGGCGAGCCUUCAGAAGCAACUGAAGCCACUGUGGUGGACGACAAACUUGAUAUCCCCAAACCUCCUGGCCGUAUUAUGCCAACUAGGAAUACCGACACCUCCGUUGUUGUCACUUGGACAGAACCCCCAGAUGCCAAGGAGCUGGUUGGGUACUACAUUGAAUCAAGUGUGGUUGGAUCUGGUCAUUGGGAACCAUGCAACAACAAUCCAGUGAAAGGCACAAGAUUCAUUUGCCAUGGGCUCACCAAUGGCGAGAAGUACAUUUUCAGAGUCAGAGCUGUUAAUGCAGCUGGACUCAGUGAAUUUUCCCAGGAUUCAGAGCCUAUAGAGGUGCAAGCAGCCAUUGGGGGAGGACUGCUUCAUGGUGUGUGUCCUGAACUGAGUGGUAAAGCUGGCGGACUAACAGACUGCACUACCAGCUGGGAAGGCAUGCAUGAGUCCUCCCAGCCUAUAUUUGACACAGAUGCUUUGCUAAAAUGCAAUGCUAAAUUUAAUAGAGACCCGCUACCCAGUAGCUCUGACAAACUGGGCAGUACAGGAGAAAAUAACAUGAGAGAAAUGGUUAAGGACGCUGUCACAUCUGCACCACAAAAGGUUGCUGCUAAGCAGGCAACUGCUCCAUCUCCACCUUAUGACAUCACGGUACUUGAGAGUGUUCGUGACUCGAUGGCACUAGGAUGGAAACAACCCAAAGUCACCGGUGGAACUGAAAUUACCGGCUACUACGUGAACUAUCGUGAAGUGAUUGGUGGCGUCCCUGGGAAAUGGAUGGAGGCCAACAUUAAGGCCAUCAGUGAGAGGGCAUACAGGAUACAAAACCUGAAGGAAAACAUGGUGUACCAGUUCCAGGUGGCUGCAGCAAACCUGGCUGGGGUUGGGACACCCUCCCUACCCAGUCAGCCCUUCAAAUGUGAAGAAUGGACCAUUGCUGUACCUGGGCCACCUCAUGAUGUCACAUACACAGAAGUCAGGAAGGACUCUUUAGUGUUACUGUGGAAGGAACCAGUUUAUACUGGUCGUAGUCCUAUAGCUGGUUAUUACAUUGACAUGAAGGAAACUGAAGCAAAGGAGGAACAUUGGAGAAGUGUCAAUGAGAAGCCACUUCAAAAGAAAUUCUUGAAGAUUGGUGGCCUAACAGAAGGUGUGAGCUAUGUGUUCCGUGUGCGGGCAACAAACCAGGCUGGUGUUGGGAAACCAUCGGAUACCACUGAUCCUGUCGUAGCUGAGACACGACCAGGAACUAAGGAAGUGGUGGUCGAUGUGGAUGACAAUGGAGUAAUUUCCUUGAACUUUGAAUGUGAUCAGAUGUCUCCAAACUCUAAGUUUGUUUGGUCCAAGAAUUAUGAACCAAUUGAGGAUGACUCUCGACUGGACAUUGAUACCAAAGGCGGAAAGUCAAAAGCAACCUUUAAGGAUCUUGGAGAAGAUGACUUGGGAAUUUACUCUUGUGUUGUUACAGACACUGAUGGAGUUUCAUCAAGCUACACAAUUGAUGAAGAAGAAAUGAAACGUCUACUUGCUCUGAGCCAUGAACACAAAUUCCCAACUGUUCCACUUGUCUCUGAGCUGGCAGUGGAAAUUUUGGAAAAAGGAGAAGUGAGGUUCUGGUUGCAAGCAGAAAAACUGUCUGGCAAUGCAAAGGCCAACUUUGUAUUUAAUGAUAAGGAGAUUUUUAAUGGAGAGAAAUAUAAAAUGAAGGUGGAUCAGAAGACUGGCCUUGUUGAAAUGAUUAUGGAUAAACUUGAGGACAAGGAUGAAGGGACUUACACUUUCCAGCUGCAGGAUGGAAAAGCAACCAAUCAGUCCAGUCUGGUGCUCAUUGGUGAUGUAUUCAAGAAGCUGCAGGAUGAAGCAGAAUUCCAGAGGAAAGAGUGGCACAGAAAACAAGGUCCUCAUUUUGUGGAUAAGCUGGGAUGGGAAGUUACCGAUGACUGUAACGUGAUGUUGAAAUGUAAGGUGGCUAAUAUUAAGAAGGAAACACACAUUGUAUGGUACAAAGAUGACAGGGAGAUAAUGGUAGAUGAAGAACACGACUUUAAAGAUGGUGUGUGCACUCUGCUGAUAUCAGAGUUUUCUAAGAAAGACACUGGCACUUAUGAAGUCAUACUGAAGGACGACAGAGGAAAGGACACCAGUGAGCUAAAGCUUACGGACACAGCUUUUGCAGAUCUGAUGAAUGAAGUAUGCAGAAGGAUUGCUUUAUCUGCAACAGACCUGAAAAUCCAGAGCACAGCUGAGGGUAUCAGACUGUACUCCUUCGUCACCUAUUAUGUGGAGGAUCUGAGAGUAGGCUGGGUGCACAAUGACACCCAGAUUAGGUUUACAGACAGAGUGAAGACUGGUGUCACCGGGGAGCAGAUCUGGCUGCAGAUCAAUGAGCCAACUCCUCAAGACAAAGGCAAAUACACCAUGGAACUCUUUGAUGGUAAAACUGCACACAAAAAGACAGUGGAUCUUUCUGGACAAGCAUUUGAUGAAGCCUUUGCUGAGUUCCAGAGACUAAAGCAAGCUGCGAUUGCAGAGAAAAACCGUGCACGGGUGCUUGGAGGUUUGCCCGAUGUUGUCACCAUCCAGGAAGGCAAGGCACUCAAUCUGUCUUGCACUGUCUGGGGAGAUCCUACCCCAGAGGUCUCGUGGCUGAAGAAUGAAAAAUCAUUUGUAUCAGAUGCUAACUGCAUCCUGAAAUUUGAAUCUGGAAAGAACGUCAGCUUCACCAUUUCUGCUGUGUCCACACUCGACUCUGGGAAGUACAGCCUCGUGGUGAAGAACAAGUACGGCACAGAGACCAGUGAUGUCACUGUAAGUGUGUUCAUACCAGAGGAAGAGCAAGAAAAUAAGAAAGAAGAUAAGAAAAGCAAAGUGUGAAUUUCAGACUAGGAAACAGAAAUAUGGGGGAGAUUUUGGAUGACAAUGCUGACAUAAUGUGUGUGUGUAAAUGGCUUUCUGUUUUAGCAGGUAGCCUUGAAUUUUUCCAUUCACUUCACUUGUGUUUCUAAUGCCCUUAAUUGUGCCUGGGAAAAUAGUGCAUCUCCUAAGUGUUUCUCACUGCUAACUUCACAGAACCUAGUUGUGCCGUCCUCUCACCCAGGCCAAAUGCAUGCUGGCUGUAAGCACCGGUCUGCAAUUUGACCCUCUUCCUGGGGCACUUGACCAUACAACACAAAUGAGGAGGGUGAAAAAGGAUUUGAGUGGAGGCAACUGAUGAGGCAGAUGGAAAGAUAAAAAAAGAUCAAGGCAUUUCUCAGCUGCAGUUUAGAUUUGUUCCAACUUUGGUAAAGUAGCAUAGAUGGAAUGUGUUAGAGAAUUCAAACCUUGGAGAAGUUAGUGCUGGUUUUCGUCUACAUUAAGGCCCCUUUGUAUUGCUGUGUUACUUUAGAGAGGCCUUAAUAUGGGUGUAAUUUACAUCCAUAAAUAUUGUUUAAUCUGCCCAGUUGGGGUAAAAGUACUGUAAUAUAAAUGAAAAUUAAGACUUCGGAGGCUAGAAUACUACUGCUGUCUGCAUGUGUCCUAAAAUAUGAAUGAACUCUCCUCUAUGUUCACAAAUAAAUGGGAUUCACUUCUUUCAUUCUGUCA